GCUUCUCCGACCUCAUCCGACCGCGUUGCGAUAUAUGUAACCACGCUGCCAUAUAAAGGAUUGCUGCGCGACCUGCUCUCUUCCGCAUCCAUCGAGCUUCAAGCAAGCUGGCGCACCCACCCUACACGACUUUCGACUACCACAUACGAUGAUGUCUGUUCUCGCGCCCGGCUUGCCCCAGACUCUACCGGAGACGUCGUUGUCCGCGUCGUCGCCCUCGACGACUGUCAACGAGAUGGACCGUUUGGAAGAGGCCUUGGUACCGUUCACUCAGCGUAUCCUUCGCUCUGGGUAUUCGUCGGUUCGCCUGCAAUGCAUGCUGCCCUCGUGGUGCGGAUCUACUGAGAGCUGCUUCGACCUUCACGACCUUCAUAAGCUUCGCACUCGCUUCCUGGUCUUCAUUCAUGACCUUCUGCAAUCUCUUCGCUCGUCUGGUGUAUAUGCUGUGUAUUCCCUCGUCCCGUUCAAUGCUUCCUCGUACUGCAUGAUAUCUGCGUUGCCCUAUGGCGACUGCGGCUCCCCCUACGCCGAGUCGACUCCCGCUGCCAUUGAAAAGCUUGAAUUAUCCAACAAGAGCACCCACGUUAUCCUGGCCGACCUUGAGAAGGGUCCCUGCCUCAUCAUCCACUAGCCGCUUUCCGCCGUCAUCGCCCCAAAUCUAUCGUCGUAUAUACCAUUCACUGUAUCGUUAUAACUUUUGGGACUUCGUGCAUGCAUCCGAGACUUACUAUGGAAUUUUCAUCUUCUGCCUCCUGCUUAAUCGCUAUUUCGAUUCGAACCAAUUAAUACCCGUCGGCGCAAGCUCAAGAGCACCUUCCCAUAUAGAUAGGCUCGCACCACGGUUCACUUACGCACUUCCACCCAUCCUCCUUCGCAGACAUUUUCCAGUGAGCGUAGCCCUUGUCAAUGUCAUGCGAAUACGGUCA
Molecule: messenger RNA, 926 nt
Organism: Schizophyllum commune H4-8
Lineage: Eukaryota; Fungi; Basidiomycota; Agaricomycetes; Agaricales; Schizophyllaceae
Exons: 6
Coding region: 152-631 (159 amino acids)
Source: RefSeq, a predicted model, not a curated record